AUGAAAAUGAUUCUGAAUAUACAUAGACUUAUCACAGUUCUAUUUUGGUGUCUUCUAAUCCUCCCCACAUCUCUUGGAAAAUCAGACGAAAUUUUUCUGAGGCGGACCACGACACGAAUUGAUCUUCUAGAGCCUUCUAUGGCAAUUUGGUCUGGAUAUUUCUCUCAUCGUAGUAAGUGUGCUUCUAAGUGUACCCAGGAACCUGACUGUGUGUCGUUAUUGUACAACAUGGCUGACGAGUCAUGUCACCUCUUCAAUGUGAUCUACGACAGUGAUGAUAGCGGUGAAGUAGACAAUUACUGGGUGUUGGAGAACAGAGGAUCUAGAUGGGCUCCGGAGUCGUGUCUCGCCCUUUCAACAUGUUCUGGUAUUGCAACAGAUGGAGAAUACUGGGUCUAUCCUAUUGUAACAAAUCGAAGAAGGACGAAAAUAUACUGUCACAGCCUAGUGACUGAACCUUCACAUUUUAUAACUUUAAAAUACCCCAACAGCUUUGUUGGCCAUGGCAGCUCAAAUUGGAUAACCAGGGCCCAGUGUCGAUCUGAAUUCAAACCUCCUCUUAGACAGACGAAUUUCACAAAAGUAAAAAUACAGAUCGAGAGCAUGGUGGUAAAUGGAACUGAUUAUACGUUCACAUCGCUGACGGGAUCAAAACAAAUGCAGUAUGGAUAUGCUAGUGACUGUAAUGGGGAACACUUCAGGAACCCUUGUCCUCACUUUGGGACAGCCACCAUUGAUACCAGAGGGACUGGACUGAUCGUUGAUCCUACAGUCGAAUUUGGCGCGUUUCCUUAUCCUAAAUCCUUUGAAGGAGCUACAAAGGAUUUUAAUCGUUCUGCUCUCGGAGAUCAGAUAUCAUUCACCUGUGCUGGAUGGUGCGGUUCUUGCGGACCGAUCUCUGGACCAAUCAGAUUUCAGCAUUCCACGGACUUCAUUUCAGCUGCAGAUGCUCAAGCCAUUAUUUGUCACAAGUAAAUCAUGGCCUUCCAGUAUGACGAUACAAGUAUAUUUACAAUUUAAUAUACAAGCCCAUAUACACACAGUUCAUACCUGGAAAAACUUCUUGCUUAAAUGCUCAAUAAUGAACACGAUAAAAUUUCA
Molecule: messenger RNA, 1101 nt
Organism: Magallana angulata
Lineage: Eukaryota; Metazoa; Mollusca; Bivalvia; Ostreida; Ostreidae
Product: A disintegrin and metalloproteinase with thrombospondin motifs 9-like
Exons: 6
Coding region: 1-975 (324 amino acids)
Molecular function (GO): metalloendopeptidase activity; zinc ion binding
Source: RefSeq, a predicted model, not a curated record